GUUUUCCACGAACACGCCUGCCACACAUGAAUGACCAUGGCGAUGAUGAGCCACAGCAGCAGACACGCGACGUUUUGCUUGACUGUCGUCCCCCUCCUCCUUCUUCUCCCGUUCCUUCUCCUCCUCCUCGAGACUCCAGGGAGGGCAGCUUUUGCCGCCGCUAUCGCGCCUGCACCUGCCGUGCCAGCCUCGUGUGUGGACCGCGUGAUUUCCUGUGGCGGAAGCGAUGUUGCCACCUAUGACUUGGUGAGGUGUCUCGAAGCAACCACAGAGGCAACCUCAGCAAACGCUGAACCAACCCAAGAUCCUCACAGCAAAGAUCAACCGCAGCAAGCAACCACAUCAUCACCGCACGCCCAUGUGCCUGUCACUCCCGGUUACAACACUCAUGCAAAGCGGGGGGACCCUGCAAGGGCUGUUCGAGCUGCUCGGCACAUUGAGCACCACCCUGACUCUGGCGCACAAUCUGACGCACUGGGAGCGGUUGUACUGGAGGCAGACGACGUGGAUCGCGAGUGGCACCCGGAUCAGCUGCGUGCCCUCCACCACCUGCAACAAACCAACCCUCGCGCCACAGCAGCACAACACACCGUGAUUCGCGUUGCAGACGCACUUGGCUAUGCCGCCUCGGCCAGUGCCCGUGCACGGCAACCGACCUGGCGACAACAGCAGCGUCAAUGGCAGCAGCGUCACAGUCGAUCCCACCUUCAAACACGACGGCGCCGGAACGAUGUUGGUAUCCCAAACCAUGCGUGCUUGCUCAAGGACGUGCUCGCGCUCAACUGCACUGCUCGCAUCAGGGGUGCGGUUGCCAUACACAUUGAAGCAGACGACAGCCCAACCAGCCAAGACUUCACGGCGCGCCCUGGAUCUGGGCUCAACCUCACCCUCGUCCCUGACCCAGGCACUUCGAGUGGCUACGCCGCUCCAGGCUUGACGCAUCUUGCCCAGACGCAACCCAACAGCCUGCAGCUGACAGGCAGCCUCUCCCUGGCGACGGCCGUGUGGAUCCUGCAGCACGCCAACUGGACCUCCAUCAACGUCCUCAGCCUGUCCGGCGUCACCGAUGCGGGUGUCACCGGCAGCCCGUUUGCCAUGGUGCAGCACAUUCGCACGCUCGCCAUCAGGAACAGCCGCGGGCUGCGGUUUGUGAUGCCGUCAUCCCUGUCCACGCUCACGCAGCUGCAGUCCAUCAAUCUGAGAAGCAACGGCCUCGAAUCCAUUGAUGAGGGUCUCUUUGCGGCGGCGCCGCAGCUCACAACUGUCGACCUCAGCGCCAACCGCAUCACAAACUUGCCAGACAACACUUUUGCACACAACCCGCUGUUGGAGGUGCUCGGCUUGCACAACAACGCCCUAACGCGCGUGUCCGCGCGCGUCUUUGCGGGCUUGUCGAACCUGGUCAACCUGCGGCUGGGCACAAACAGCAUCCGCAGCAUCGAGCAAGGCGCAUUCGACGACCUGACCCGCCUCGAACAGCUCAACAUGCACCGCAACCACAUUGCGUCGCUCCCGUCCGGCCUCUUCCACCGCACAACGAGCCUCUUUCGCCUCUGGCUCUUCCGCAAUAACCUCAUCUUCCUCGAAGCAGACACGUUUUCUGCCCUCACUAACCUGGACCUGCUUGACUUGGCCAUCAACUCGCUCUCGGAGCUGCCCCUGGGCAUCUUCGACAACACCACCCGCCUCAAGGAGUUGCGGCUCUCUGACUGCGGCGUCGGCUCGCUGCACCCGCGCAUCUUCCAGCACAUGUCGUCGCUUCAGCUGCUCUGGCUCAGCAACAACGCCCUCAACCACGUGCCAUCGAAUCUGUUCCACGGGCUGACAAGCCUCAUCCUGCUCGACCUUGCCAACAACGCCAUUGGCGAGCUGAGCGCAGACACGUUCGUGGGCCUGGUGGAGCUUGAUGUCGUCUACAUGAACGCAAACACCAUCCGAAAGCUGCCACCCAACCUCUUUCGUGACACAAAGGGGCUCAAGUGGAUUGACGUGCACGACAACGAGCUGACGGAGCUGCCGCCGCUGCUUGUCAAGGGCCUGCCUGCGCUGGAGGAGGUGUACUUCUCUCGCAACGCCAUCACCAGCCUGCCCACGGGCUUUUUCUCCGCCAACCCGCGCAUCUUGCUGUUCUGGAUGGACGACAACCAGCUUCGCUCGCUGCCGCGUGACGCCUUUGCCACCUUUGGCAUUACCUCCACCAUCUCCCUGCGAGACAACUUCAUCACAGACAUUGAUCCUGCACAGUUUCACGGCGCGGUCCGUGUCCAGCGUAUUGACAUCUCAAACAACAGGUUGACACGCCUUCCCGAGAAUGCGUUGGACGGGCUGUCACGCCUCUCCAGUCUCCGUGUUGAUCGCAAUCGCCUGCGACGGCUUUGGCCGCAGACCUUUGCCACAAACGUGCGCCUACGCCACUUCUCGUGUUCCGGAAACCUCCUCACCCACAUCCCGUCUGGUCUCUUCUCAGCCCACCCCGACCUGCACACGCUGGAAGCCUCAAACAACCCGCACCUCACCAGUAUCGCUGCGGAUGUGUUCCGCCAUGCACCAGGCCUGCGCGCUUUCCGCCUCAGCAACACGGCCAUCACGCACCUGCCGCCCACACUGCUGCACAACCUCACCUCGCUGGAAGAGGUGCAGCUGUCGCUGGUACGCGAGGCAGCGGCAGGCCGCGAUGACGCUCACGCUCACGCCGUUGCCCCGUCCCCGCUCAUCACCCUCACAGGUGACCACUUGCGUGCAAUGUCACCCGACAGGAUGCACUACUUGGCUCUCACCAACGUCGUCCUCACCGCUGAGGCCGUGCAAGUGCUCGGUGAGCGGUUCUCCCUCGCCUCGCUGUUUGUGGGCUGGGCCGGCCUGAGCGACGACAGCCCGCUGCUGCCGGCCAUGUGCAGUGCGCUGCAGCAGAACGUGCGCGACCUCUCGAUCCGCUUCACCAGCAUCACCACGCUGCACGCAUGCCCGCAGCACAACAUCUCCUCCCUCCACCUGCAGGACAACCACGCCCUGGCAACGGUGUUUGCGGGGCCACUGAACCACCUCAACGCCUCCGGGUGUCACGAUCUGCACACGCUUCGCUCCCCAUCCAUUGGCAUUCUCGACAUCUCCGACACCAACAUUGCAUACUCGUCGCUGCUGUGCCGCUUCUUGGGCACGCGCAUGCUGUUUGCACGCCGCCUGCACCAUCCAUCCUUCAACCAGGCUGCUGCGUCGCAGCAGUUCCUGCGCUCGUGCCUCUCCCGCCUGCAGGUGGUUGACGUGUCCCAGAACAACUGGCUCAACAACCUCGAUCUGGUGACCAGCGCCGCACGCGCGCAGACGGUGCUGGGCCCCGCAGACGCCGAUGCUGCAGGCAACAGCGUGGGCAACAUUUGGAACUCCAAUGACGAGACCAUCACCGAGCGCAGCAGCGCCCCCUUGUUUGCGUUGGAGGGCAGCCCUGUCCAGUGCCGCUUUGAGCUCAUCCCGCUGCGCAUUCGCCGCAGCGUCAUGGACGCCCUUGUCACGGAGAUUGGCUACACCUUCAACUGUGGGUGCGCGCCGCAGUUUCGCAGGCAGGGCGGGCAGUGUGUGCCCGACGCGCUCACAGCUGCCGAGCUUACGGGCAUUGUGGUGGCGGCUGCGCUGUUUGGGCUGGCGCUGGGGCCCUGCCUAUUUGCCAUCUACCGUCGCCGUCAGCGCAGCAGGGCAUACCGCGUACAGCUGGAGUCCGAGAACGAGUUGCAGAAGCGCCUGAUUGAGGAGAAGGAUGAGGAGGUGAUGGCGCUGAAGAAGGCGUGGGAGAUUGGCUUUGAUGAGCUGCACCUGGUGUCACGCAUUGACGCUGGGUCGCCAGGAACGUUUGGCGAGGUGUGGCGAGCAGACUGGGACACGGUACAAGUUGCCGUGAAGAUUUUGCGUGAAGGCAUCAUGCUCAUGGACGAGAGCACCGUUGCCGAGUUUGGCAGGGAAGUGGAGUUUCUGCAGCACACCCGGCACCCCCACGUCGUUCGCUUCUUCGGCGCCGGCACAACGCCAACAGGGUCACCCUUCCUCGUGCUAGAGCUCGUUGCGUUUGGGUCCUUGCAGUCGCUCCUGCGACGUGACUUGGCAGAGGUGCUGCGGUCUGUGGAGGGCGAUUCUGCUGUUGGCCCUGACAACCACAACGACAACAACCAUGUGCAUGGCACGGUUGAUGACACCGCUGCUGUCAUCCCCAACACCCUUCUUGCUGAAACCAUUGACGUGCGCGACAAUGACGGUGGUGACGAUGGCAGUGGUACUGGUGAUGCACUCGACAGCAACAGCAGCAGCAACAGCAGCAGCAGCAGUAGUAGUACAUCUGAACCUGUGCAGGAGGAUGCAGACGCUGCCGCGGUGUGGCGGCUCAAGGCUCGCCUGAUGCGGGACAUUGCCUACGGCAUGGCGUUUAUCCACAGUCUGGGCCAGCUCCACCGUCUCCGUGUUGAUCGCAAUCGCCUGCGACGGCUUUGGCCGCAGACCUUUGCCACAAACGUGCGCCUACGCCACUUCUCGUGUUCCGGAAACCUCCUCACCCACAUCCCGUCUGGUCUCUUCUCAGCCCACCCCGACCUGCACACGCUGGAAGCCUCAAACAACCCGCACCUCACCAGUAUCGCUGCGGAUGUGUUCCGCCAUGCACCAGGCCUGCGCGCUUUCCGCCUCAGCAACACGGCCAUCACGCACCUGCCGCCCACACUGCUGCACAACCUCACCUCGCUGGAAGAGGUGCAGCUGUCGCUGGUACGCGAGGCAGCGGCAGGCCGCGAUGACGCUCACGCUCACGCCGUUGCCCCGUCCCCGCUCAUCACCCUCACAGGUGACCACUUGCGUGCAAUGUCACCCGACAGGAUGCACUACUUGGCUCUCACCAACGUCGUCCUCACCGCUGAGGCCGUGCAAGUGCUCGGUGAGCGGUUCUCCCUCGCCUCGCUGUUUGUGGGCUGGGCCGGCCUGAGCGACGACAGCCCGCUGCUGCCGGCCAUGUGCAGUGCGCUGCAGCAGAACGUGCGCGACCUCUCGAUCCGCUUCACCAGCAUCACCACGCUGCACGCAUGCCCGCAGCACAACAUCUCCUCCCUCCACCUGCAGGACAACCACGCCCUGGCAACGGUGUUUGCGGGGCCACUGAACCACCUCAACGCCUCCGGGUGUCACGAUCUGCACACGCUUCGCUCCCCAUCCAUUGGCAUUCUCGACAUCUCCGACACCAACAUUGCAUACUCGUCGCUGCUGUGCCGCUUCUUGGGCACGCGCAUGCUGUUUGCACGCCGCCUGCACCAUCCAUCCUUCAACCAGGCUGCUGCGUCGCAGCAGUUCCUGCGCUCGUGCCUCUCCCGCCUGCAGGUGGUUGACGUGUCCCAGAACAACUGGCUCAACAACCUCGAUCUGGUGACCAGCGCCGCACGCGCGCAGACGGUGCUGGGCCCCGCAGACGCCGAUGCUGCAGGCAACAGCGUGGGCAACAUUUGGAACUCCAAUGACGAGACCAUCACCGAGCGCAGCAGCGCCCCCUUGUUUGCGUUGGAGGGCAGCCCUGUCCAGUGCCGCUUUGAGCUCAUCCCGCUGCGCAUUCGCCGCAGCGUCAUGGACGCCCUUGUCACGGAGAUUGGCUACACCUUCAACUGUGGGUGCGCGCCGCAGUUUCGCAGGCAGGGCGGGCAGUGUGUGCCCGACGCGCUCACAGCUGCCGAGCUUACGGGCAUUGUGGUGGCGGCUGCGCUGUUUGGGCUGGCGCUGGGGCCCUGCCUAUUUGCCAUCUACCGUCGCCGUCAGCGCAGCAGGGCAUACCGCGUACAGCUGGAGUCCGAGAACGAGUUGCAGAAGCGCCUGAUUGAGGAGAAGGAUGAGGAGGUGAUGGCGCUGAAGAAGGCGUGGGAGAUUGGCUUUGAUGAGCUGCACCUGGUGUCACGCAUUGACGCUGGGUCGCCAGGAACGUUUGGCGAGGUGUGGCGAGCAGACUGGGACACGGUACAAGUUGCCGUGAAGAUUUUGCGUGAAGGCAUCAUGCUCAUGGACGAGAGCACCGUUGCCGAGUUUGGCAGGGAAGUGGAGUUUCUGCAGCACACCCGGCACCCCCACGUCGUUCGCUUCUUCGGCGCCGGCACAACGCCAACAGGGUCACCCUUCCUCGUGCUAGAGCUCGUUGCGUUUGGGUCCUUGCAGUCGCUCCUGCGACGUGACUUGGCAGAGGUGCUGCGGUCUGUGGAGGGCGAUUCUGCUGUUGGCCCUGACAACCACAACGACAACAACCAUGUGCAUGGCACGGUUGAUGACACCGCUGCUGUCAUCCCCAACACCCUUCUUGCUGAAACCAUUGACUGGUACUGGUGA
This is a messenger RNA of Salpingoeca rosetta, 6336 nucleotides long. Its product is annotated as TKL protein kinase. NCBI's taxonomy places the organism in Eukaryota, Choanoflagellata, Craspedida, Salpingoecidae. Gene Ontology annotation, biological process: protein phosphorylation. Bases 31 to 6336 code for a protein of 2101 amino acids. The record is from RefSeq and is a predicted model, not a curated record. Gene Ontology annotation, cellular component: extracellular matrix. The transcript is spliced from 4 exons. Gene Ontology annotation, molecular function: protein binding; ATP binding; protein kinase activity.